Messenger RNA from Schizosaccharomyces cryophilus OY26, 1258 nucleotides. RefSeq names its product 4-amino-4-deoxychorismate lyase. Gene Ontology annotation, molecular function: catalytic activity. The record is from RefSeq and is a predicted model, not a curated record. NCBI's taxonomy places the organism in Eukaryota, Fungi, Ascomycota, Schizosaccharomycetes, Schizosaccharomycetales, Schizosaccharomycetaceae. Gene Ontology annotation, biological process: carboxylic acid metabolic process. Bases 589 to 1230 code for a protein of 213 amino acids. The transcript has 3 exons.
CUGAAAUUACCUUUCAACGAAACAACCUUGUUUUUUAUGCUUGCUACUUGAACCUUCACUUGAUAUAUUUUUAUUUAUAUUUCCUAACAUUUUACAAAAGUUUCUAUUCUAAAAAUAUUCUCACAGCGAAACAUACGUUAUACUAGUAUGUAUAUGUUUGUACGGACUUUGAAAACGAUUCAAAUUAAGUCUCUUGAUUCAUUUACGGUGUUCUUAACUUCAAAAUAAUUCAUCCAUUUUAGCAUUCAUUUUUGGACUUAAAAUCCAUUUACCGACAUUUCUUAGCUUAUUCUCUAUUAGACAGGAUUAAAACUUCGGUUACUGUUCCACGAUUGAAAAACAGUUUUGAAACAAUAUCAACGGCUAAAAAGUGGCAGACAUCCAGUUAUUACAUAUUUUCUUUCACUGGAAUCAACACUAAUUUUAAUAGAUUAAAGCCGUUACAAAAGGUGUUCCAAUAGUUAUCUAGUCCUGCUUACAGUUAAAGAACCGUUUAUUUCGUUUUUCUAAAUCCUUUAACCAAAAAGCUUCCAACGAUUGAUUAUUGUAUAUCGCUUGUCUCUGUCACUUACCUCUACAGACAAAAUCAUGAACUUGUUUGAGACUACUCUUUAUGCAAACGGAGAAAUCUUUCUACUCUCUGAGCAUCUUGGUCGCAUGAAACAUUCUGCUUCCACUUUGGGUUAUUAUUGGCCUGGGGAAGAAGCAGUGAAAGAAAAACUCUUACAUGCUACUGAAACACUUGACCAAGCCAGGUUACGAUGGGAGCUCUCGAAAGACGGUAAAAUUCAUGUUAAGGCUGUUCCUGUCGCUGUAUCGAACGAACAGCCUUUGUAUACUGUUUUCUUGGAUACCCAGCCAAGUGAUACUCAGAACAAUGUUACAUGCAUUAAUAAAACUACCUCGAGAGAUAUCUACAGUUAUGCGGUACAAAGAACAGGCAUCGAAUACGCCAAACACCAGGAUGUCUUGUUACACAAUUCAAGCGGGUUUGUAACCGAGGGCACCAUCUUCAACGUUGCGUUUGAACGACACAACCAAUGGGUUACUCCAAACCUCAAACACGGUCUACUUCCUGGUACAAUGAGGCAGCAUCUCCUAUCUACUGGUUACAUUGUACAAGACAAACAAAAUGAACUACGCAAAGAAAGUUUAAAAAAUGGCGAGCAGAUUCUCUUAUUCAACUCAUUUCGUAAAAUAUGCAAAGGAGUCUUAAUUAUAAAGCCCUAAGCUUUAGUUAUCUGCUUAAGAAGAAGGG